Messenger RNA from Puccinia graminis f. sp. tritici CRL 75-36-700-3, 1568 nucleotides. RefSeq lists its product as uncharacterized. The record is from RefSeq and is a predicted model, not a curated record. Bases 187 to 1005 code for a protein of 272 amino acids. Lineage: Eukaryota; Fungi; Basidiomycota; Pucciniomycetes; Pucciniales; Pucciniaceae. The transcript has a single exon.
GGGGCUUCUACACUUAACCACAAUCUCACCACCCUUAAGGAACACUUACAAAGAACACAUUCGAUUGACUUCUUAUCUCUCCAGUCCAUUGGGCUUCCCUUAUGAGCUCCGCCCUGGCUCAAUUCUCCAAUCAAUCGGAAUCCACCUUUUAACUGGUCUCUUUUUGGACGCAAUUACUAAUAGGAUAUGGCGAAGAACAAUAAAUCGGCCACUGGAGGUCCCAAAACCAGCCCUUCACCCACUCCCGAAACGCUAUUCAACACCUUGCAGACACUCCUAACCAGACUAGAAAAAAUUGAAGCUAUCAGCAACAACAUCAGCCCGACAACAGAAGCACCGCAAAACUCGAUGGAAUUAUUGUUUUCACGACUAGACGAUCUAGCCGAACGAUUAGAACGACUGGAAAGAACUCUAGAUUCCGAUUCAGUGCACCACCUAGAGAUACAAACUGAGACUCAAAUUUCACCUCAGAAACAAGGGAAGAAGUCGUACGCGUAUGCAGCCACAUCGUCUUUGAAGCAAACAUCUGAUCAGGUGCCCUCAAUAACAAGAUCAAACGCCACCAUGUCGCACCCACUCCCCACAAUUCCUCCAAACAGCUACAUUAACCGCUUUAAGAAAGGCCACACAAUCAUUCGAACUCGGCCGGGAGCAGUCAAACCUUUUUUGAACUUAUCUCCGAUGCAAAUUGUUACCAAUGUCAACCAAGCCCUUAGUUCUAUCAAUGCCAGAAUUGAUAAUACUCCAGUCCAAGUCCAAGCCGUUACACGAUUUCCCUCGGGUGACGUUAAGUUUAUUACAAAGAACCGAACAAUUGCGAGAUGGCUAUUAGAACACAAGCACACCUGGACGCAUCUAGCGGAUCCAAAUUUCACAACACCAAGGGCUACUUUUACCGUGAUGAUUCAUUCUGUCCCAACAGAGUUCGAUACCGAGAACAACAAUCACUUAGCAACGCUCUGCACUCAGAACGAUAUCCCAUGCGACAUGAUAGAAAAAAACUAGAUGGCUAGGUCAACCUCAAAAGAACGGCAAGAAACACGGCACACUGUUAAUAAAUGUAAAGGACAAACAACUUGCCAGAGACAUCAAACAUGGUUGUUUAAUCAUCGACGGUAUUCCACUCAAGGCAUCCAAAUACACCCCCGGCCCUCCUCAAUGUUUCAAUUGCCUAGAAUUCGGACAUCCAGCUUACUUCUGCAAGACACCCCCACUUUGUGCCAGAUGCGGAGGUAAACACAACUCUAAAGACUGCCACAUUGACAACCCAAGUGGCGCUUGUUUUCGAUGUAUCAAAGCAGCCCAAUCAAAUAAAACCUUCACUAGUUUGACCGAUACAAAGUACAAUCACUCACCCUUUAGUAUUUCAUGCCCCAUUAAAAAGUCCGAAGUUGAUAAACACACAAAAGUUGCUUGAUUCUGCCCGUUAAUUAUUUAUUUCACAUUUUAGAUUCCUACAAAUUUUUCCAUUUUCUUUUCUUCUUUUCUUCUCUCUCCCAUCCAACUUUACAAGAACACUUGCUCUCUCACAGUUGAUCGCUGAAAAUACUUUUUAGACCUAUGGGGUG